Dreissena polymorpha is the source of this 4536-nucleotide messenger RNA. RefSeq names its product sushi, von Willebrand factor type A, EGF and pentraxin domain-containing protein 1-like. Gene Ontology annotation, cellular component: membrane. Bases 88 to 4134 code for a protein of 1348 amino acids. The transcript is spliced from 22 exons. NCBI's taxonomy places the organism in Eukaryota, Metazoa, Mollusca, Bivalvia, Myida, Dreissenidae. The record is from RefSeq and is a predicted model, not a curated record.
GUCCUGAUGAUUACAGAUAGUGAACUAGGCUUUAUCAUUAUUUUCAAUCUAGUAGUAGGCAACUUUACAAAUAUUUCUAUUAUUUAAAUGAUGCAUUUUGUUACGAUUCUAGUGGUUUUGGUUUUAAUUUGGGCAAAAAGUUCAGCAGACACCACGACUGUUUUUCAACACGGGUUUGAGAACUGUACAUUUGCCAACAACGGAACAUGUGGCUACGACAUUCGCUCUCCUUGGGAAAUUCAAAAGGGAUCAUUUUUGUUAAGUGGUCGUCAUGUCCUUAACGGAGGUCAAGACGACGAGUUCUAUGCGCUAUUUAAUACGCAUACCUCAUCCAUUGGUAAUCCCGACAUUUCGAUGGUCUCCCCAUUAUUACCGAAAGGAGCAGCUUGUCUCAGUUUCUACUACACUAUCCCUGCUUCCUGGGAAAAUCUUCAUGUGAGGAUACGUACAGAGGACAACGUCACUGUGGAACUGUGGAAUGUGACCCAACGCGGGAAUAAGAACUGGACAAGGGUGGAUAGAUUGGCUGUAUACCCUGACGCAGCAUUUCUGGUUGAAUUUACCACAAAACAAGCACCAAAUGGUUUUGUAGGGGUCGAUGAUAUAAUUAUAGAGAGUUUCCGAUGUGACCCUGGGUAUUCUCCGGUUAAGUCGGAAGUUUGGGCGUAUUGUUCUUCUGCUCGUAAAACACUACCGUCGUGUGAACAUCAAGACUGUGGGCUGUUUCACGAUCUUCCUCAUGGUGACGUCGAUAUCACCAACACAACAAAUGGGUUAAUUGCAACACUUACGUGCCAUUUCGGGUAUAUCCUUAAUGGCAGCAACACUACCGAAUGUGCCAGCAAUGGAGAAUGGAACCAUACAGGACAAAAUUGUGUACCCGUUGAUUGCGGACCAUUGCCAACUCUUUCAUACGGUACUGCGUCAUCAACUGAUACAACCUAUCGAUCAACGGCAACGAUCACGUGUCACACCGGAUACAGUCUGCAUGGGAACGCCACACUCACAUGUAACAGCAAUGGGAUAUGGGGCAAUGUAGAGGGGGCAUGUGAACCACUUGAUUGUGGGACAUUCAAAAGACCAAACAAUAGUUUCGUUUCAACAACGAACACCACAUAUGGUUCCACAGCAACUAUCACUUGUUACAUCGGAUACAAACUCUAUGGAAGAAACACAUCCACCUGUAACAGCAAUGGAAUGUGGAGCAACGUCGGUCAUUUAUGUACACCAGUCGAUUGUGGACGAUAUCCAAGGCCAACGCAAAGUUGGAUAUCAACUGGACCAACCACAUAUAAUUCAACAGUGAUCAUAACUUGCUUUCCGGGCUACAAACUUACGGGAACUGGUAUAUCUACCUGUGAAGAAAACGGGAAGUGGCGUAACGCAGACCAGGAAUGCAUCCUACAAACCGUCUUUCUGAAAGUACCUGAAGCAAAUUGUACAUUUGAGGACAAUGCCACAUGCAAAUGUGACAGCACAUCAAUCGUGCAGGACACGAACUUCAACAAUACAGUCGAUAUGCCAUACAAGAUGAAUGACAGUUUACAUCUGAAUGGACAAGACAACUCCUGCUACAUGAUGGCCUGGGAAAACAAAUUAGUACAGUCCCAAAGCGGGUUUGCUUUGUUAUCGUCCACUUUUCAACCAGGAGUUUAUCUUAUCAGUUUUCGAAACUUACUUUCUGCUGGAGAACUACAUAUCAUUGUGGAAACAGAUUUCAAUUCAAGCAAAAAUCCAACCCAUAUUGAACGAGAUCAAAACAUGAACGAAACAGUGGUUAUUGCGGAAGAUAGACAGUUUAGGAUUGCGUUCCGUACUAAUGACUCGACAAACGGGCAUCUCGGAAUUGAUAAUGUGCAGGUAUUUAAAGGGUGCGAUCUUCUGAACAUAACAAAUGGGAAAAUAAUUGUGGAUAACCACACAGCCUACUUUCGCUGCGAUGAAGGAUAUCGCCUGGUAGGAAAUUCCAGUUCCACGUGUACGCAAUGGAAGUGGACCUCUGAAGCGCCGAGCUGUGAACUUAUAGAUUGUGGACUUUUUCCAACGACCUCACAUGGUACCGCGUGGUCCACAGCAACCACAUACGGAUCAACGACAGCAAUCACGUGUAAUACAGGCUACAUUUUGAACGGAAGCAACACUUCCACAUGUGGAAAAAGUGGAUUGUGGACCAGCACUGGCCAGACAUGUUCACCCGUCGACUGUGGCCAUUUUUACACACUGUUUAACGGGAGCGUUUCAACAACUGCCACCACAUUUGGAUCCAUAGCAACAAUAACGUGCCAUACAGGAUACAGUCUUAACGGUAGCAGCACGUCAACGUGUGCGAGCAACGGACAAUGGAGCAGCACUGGUCAACGGUGUACACUAGUCGACUGCGGACCAUUUUAUCCACCUACGUACAGCCAUCUGUCUACUGGAUAUACUACAUAUAAUUCAACCGUGACAAUAACCUGUUUUCCGGGCUACACACUUACUGGCAAUAGGAUUUCAAAAUGCGAUGGAAAUGGGCAGUGGAGUUAUAAAGACCAGAAAUGCGUGCUUCAAACCGUAUUUCUAGAAGUUCCAGAGGAAAGUUGUUCAUCUGAUGACAAUGAGACGUGCAUAUGUGAAAACAGUUCUACCAUGCAACCCGUGAAACCAAAUGCCACAUUUGAUAUGAGACAUGAAAGUAAUGUAACUUUUCCCACUAGUGGCCAAGGUGACUCCUGUUACAUAUUGAGGUGGGAAAACACAUCAGUUGCGAACAAUAUAAGUUUCAUAAUGAUAUCAUCCAUUCUUCAACCAGGGCUAUAUCAAAUAAGAUUACACCAGCUGUUUCCAUCUGGAGCAAUACUUGUCACGGUUGACACGGAAAACAACGAAACCUAUGAUUUAGACAUGUUUUGGAAAUACAUUAAACAAGAUAAAUUAUGGAUAAAUGAAACCUUUACUUUUAUUGAAGAAAAACAUUUCAGGUUUGUACUCCGUGCUAACGAAUCGAAAGAUGGGCUUCUUGGAAUCGAUAGCAUACAGCUAUUUAAAGCGUGUGACGUUCUUAACAUUACUCACGGACAUAUAACUGUGGGCAACAACACAGCCUUUUUUCUCUGCGAUGAAGGAUAUCGCCUGGUAGGAAAUUCCAGUUCAACUUGUACAAACUGGACUUGGAACUCUAAAGCUCCGACAUGUGAACUGAUAGACUGUGGAAGUCCUGUAGUGCCAUCAAAUGGUCAUGUAACAUCAAGUUUCACGUCUUAUGGAUCUAUUUCAACCGUCAGUUGCAGCUCUGGCUAUAUUCGAAAAGGAAUAUAUACGGGAGUUUGUAGAAGCAAUGGGAAAUGGUCCAACGAAAAUACAACCUGUAUAUCAAUCAAUUCUACCAUGUCAAGUGCGGUUUAUCCUGGGUGUUCAAAUCAAGGAUGGUACAUCCGAGUCAAUCUGACAUUGCUGCGUAGUUUGUUUCCGAAUUACAAGGAUGAAAUACACAUUUAUCUUGGGAUUUCUUCAUGUGUAGGCAGUGAAGUAUAUGAAUAUCUUCUGUUCGACAAGUUCUUCCAAGAAUGCAUGACGCAAAGAAAGGUUUCAGCUAAUCUAAAUAUCUUCGAGAACCAAAUGGUGCUAAUAUUCGACCCCCAAAACAGUUCUGCGUCCAACCCAUUCAACUGGACAUUGAAAGUAGAUUGCUAUGCUGUCGAUAAAAAUAUUAUUACCAGCAUCUCAACAAACCAAUUGCACAGCGCUGAGAAGAGCAUAAGCAUUUCUGUCUUCAGUGACCCCCUCUUUAGGGUAGUAUUACCUAGUCACCCACUGCACAUGCAAUCAGGCGAUAAGGUGUAUGUAAAGGUUUCCAGUUCUAUCCUUGAUCCAGAUAUUAAGCUCUUGCUUAAAUCAUGUUACGUCCGACCUGCGUUGGAAAGUGAUUCACGGCUGGACAUUGUACUUAUAGAAAAUGGUUGCGAGGUAGAGAGCAGCACCCAUAUGAUUUCCGUUGAAGCCCACGAGAUCCAAUUCAUGUUCCUCAACUACGCGUUAGUUGCUCUCCGUGAAGGAAUGAAUAUCCUCUGUGAUGUAGCUUACUGUAACGCCAUAGACCACUCCGUGAACUGUUUUCAGACAUGCAGUGGGAUGUUAAGGCCUGUUAUCAUUGGCUGAGAACUGUUAUCAGGGACGGGAACAGGGCGCACGUGUCUCCCCUGUCCCCCCUCAACAGCUGACUCCAAAUAUAAUCCGAGGCGUUUUUUACAUUUGAAUUGCAUAGACAAUUUACAUAAACAUAUGUGACAGUGGAUAUGAAAAUGGGUAUUAUGGCUUAAAAAUCACAUUUUAAUGUUUUACUUAUAUUUUAUUUCAACAUUCUGUUAGAAACAAACCGCAAAAAAUCAGGUUUCGAUGAUUAUUAGUUUUCGAGAUAUUGACCUUAACGUAAUACCGCUGUUUAGUGCAAAAUGGUCCGUGUAUAUACCGUCUUUUCCUUUUUCAUUUAACAUUCGAAACAACGAAACACGAAAAUCAACGCAUAUAAGUUCAUAUUCCGUUUUCUAAUAACCGAAACUU